Molecule: messenger RNA, 2531 nt
Organism: Hydra vulgaris (swiftwater hydra)
Lineage: Eukaryota; Metazoa; Cnidaria; Hydrozoa; Anthoathecata; Hydridae
Source: RefSeq, a predicted model, not a curated record
AUGGCUCUACAAUUAAUGGUUGCAAAUAAUGAUUUGUUUGCUUUAAAAGAACAAAGUAAUAUAUCACGGAGCAAACUCCUUAACACGAUUAAUGUUUUUCCAAAAGAGUAUGAAAUAACAUUUGAAGCUUGUUUCACUUCAUUUAUUUCUGAUAAUUCUUCAUGGUCAAACCUUUUAAACUUCAACACAGGAAACUCAAAUGACUAUAGUAACCGAACUAUAGGUAUAUUUUCCAACUCAAAUAGAGAUUUGGGUUUAUACGCAUCAAUUAAUAACAUUUCUUACAUUAAAAUUUUUGCAAAUGUUUUCUCGUUAGGAUGUAACCAAUACUCAAUUAGUCAGCAAUUAUUUCAAUACUAUAACUUUACUAUAACUAUAUCUGGAAAAAUUAUUUUUACAAUUAAAAACACCGGCGCAAAAGAAUUUACCAAUGUUAAAAUGUAUUUUUCCGACCCUUGGCACGACGAACAGCCGGGCUAUAUUAAGAAUCUUUUGGUAACAAAAGGAUGUUCAGAGUUGUUUACUUUAAUAAACAAGAGUGACAUACUUCAUAACAACCUUCUCCAAACAAUAACUAUUUUUCCAACAGAAUAUUAUAUUGAAUUUGAAGCCUGCUUAACUUCAUUUGCUUCUGGAAAAUCUUCAGUCUUAAAUUCAUUUGAUUCUGGAAACUCUUCAGUUGAGUCGUUCAACGUGUUUUAUUUCACUAAUAGUGAUAACAAUUUUUGCGUAGUAUGUAUGUGGUUUUCUCCAAAUGGUGAAAUGCAAUUAUCAGCACUAAUAAAUAGUACAUCUUAUAAUUUUACAACAAAGCCCUUUGAAUUAGGAUGCAAACAAUAUAAAAUAAGUCAGACUCUUUAUCAAAGAAAUUAUGUUUUUACUAUACUAGUUGAUGGAUGGACUCUUUCAACAGUCAAAAACGCAGCACCACAAGUGUUUAGCAAUGUACAAAUUUAUAUUUCCAAUCCGUGGACUGCAGCUCAACCGGGAUACACCAACAACUUUGUUAUAACAAGAAGAUGUUCAGAUUUGUUUUCUUUGAAAGAAGAUUAUUAUAUUGUCAAUAACAGCCUUUUUCAUACGAUUAAAAUUUUUCCUAAAGAGUAUGAAAUAACAUUUGAAACCUGUUUAACUUCAUUUACCUCCGGAAAUAAUUGGUCUUCGUUAUCCAACGUAUUUUUUUUCACUACUGGUGGUAAUGUUUCUUGUGUUUUAUGCAUGUGGUUUACUCCAAGUGGUAAAAUGUAUUUUUCAGCAACGAUAAAUCAUACAAUACACCAAUUAACAACUAAGCCAUUUGAGUUAGGAUGCAAAAAGUAUAAAAUAUACCAGGUACAGCAUCAUGGUUACUAUAUUUUAAGUAUAGAAGUUGAUGAGCUGAUUCUUUCAAGAGUCAAAAAUGUUGCUCCACAAGAGUUUACUAAUGUAAAAUUGUAUAUUUCUGAUCCGAGGUUUAUAGCACAGCCGGGCAUAAUAAGAAACUUAAUUAUACGAAGAGGAUGUUCAGAUUGCAACUUGUACUAUGAACCAUUUUUGAAUGUUACUUAUGACGGAAAUAUAUUUGGAAAUGUUUUGGAUAUCAACUUUGUUAUUAACUACAAUGAUCCAGUAGAAUCAGCCGUUAGAAUAACAUGGGAGUAUUACUUACCACCUUUUUUAAAUCUUCAAACAGAAGGUGCAUCAGAAGGUGUUGUAAAACUCAUUUCAAACAACCUUAAAUAUAAGAUUAUCAAAAUAAAUCAAGUUGGAGUCAAACAAAAUAUAACUGUCACAAUGGUUAGCAGUAGGUGUUUAUUUGGUGGAUCUUAUUCAAUUGUUGUACCAAUGAUAUUAUAUUUUGAAAAUGACGAAGGUAGAUCUUGGAAAUCAUUUAAAAAGCUAACAAAAUAUUAUAAUGAAAACUGCACAAGUAAUAUUAUGCCAACCGUUCCGAAUCAUGAGCCAGAGUAUUAUGGUAGAGGUAUUUACUGGGAUGAUGCAAGUUCUGAAUUGUAUCUAUGUAUAAACCAAUAUGUUACAACUUAUCAAAAUCCAGCUUGCUUUAUUACUCAAGAUAGUGGUGUGUUAUGGAAUGCAAUGGAUCAAAGCAUAGGAGCUGUUUUGGGCCAUGACGUUAUAAAUGGAGAGUUAUAUGCCAUACACAGAAGCCAGAGGUUGUAUUUAAAGUUUAAUAUUGUGUAUAAAAAAUGGUUAGCUGUAACAAAUGAUGAGUUUAAAAAAAACAUUUUCAACAAACUUAAUUGGAAACGGUUGAAAACAUUUGAAGAAAAUUUUGAUCAAGCUGUUACUUUUGGAACAACCCAAUGGAUGUUCAACGGAGUUGGGCUGUAUUUCCGAAAGUUCGGCGAGAGUAUAUGGAUACAAAGAAUAAAGUGGAAUGAGUAACAUUAUUGGCAAGUCUUAACAAGAAAAUGUUCUUAGAAUAUUUGGUUUAAAUAACAGUAUUUUUUGUUCCAUGUUUUUUUACUAACUUUUAAAAAGACAUUGAGUAAGUUAAAUUUAUAUUUGUAAAUAUAAUUAUAUGUAGCGGA